Messenger RNA from Nilaparvata lugens (brown planthopper), 4677 nucleotides. RefSeq lists its product as uncharacterized. Gene Ontology annotation, molecular function: protein binding; GTPase activator activity. The record is from RefSeq and is a predicted model, not a curated record. The transcript is spliced from 22 exons. Lineage: Eukaryota; Metazoa; Arthropoda; Insecta; Hemiptera; Delphacidae. Gene Ontology annotation, biological process: activation of GTPase activity; regulation of small GTPase mediated signal transduction. The coding region runs from base 134 to 3814 and encodes 1226 amino acids. Gene Ontology annotation, cellular component: cytoplasm.
CACCCCCUGUACCCCAGCCGUCGCCUCCUACCGUAGCUACUGCCACCACCGCCACCACCCCUUCCACGCACAGCAGCCGCCUCCUUCGCAUCCGCUUAUCUCUACUCGAAGAGAUUCAACAACUCAGGUGUACAUGAAGAAUCGCCGCGACUCGCGUUCGCACGCGUCGCCCGAGCGUCGAUCGACUGGCAAGGAAGGAACACCGAGCAAGUUCCCGCGUCUGCCGCGUCAGUCGACCGCCAUCGACGAGAGCUGCCUGCCGCCUCCACCGCCUGCGGGCAGCGGUCGCAUGUCAUGUCGGCGGGGGUCGCAGCCGAUCGCACUUAGCCCCGACCCGACCGAAGAGGGUGGUCGCAAGGCGAGACGCGACAGUCUGUCGCCCGACUCAGCCAGCUACGCGCGCGGCCGGCGCGACUCCAAGUCACACUUGUCGCCUGACAGGUCGGGUGAGCGUGACGUGUCGCCUGUAGGCGGCCGCAGCCGCCGCGGUCGCUUGCGCCGACAAUCGACGUCGGUGCAGGGCGGAGGCGGGCGACGCGGCUCGCACUCGCCACGCAGUCCCGAGUCGUCGUCGACGUGUUCGUCGCGCGAUCCAUCGCCCGGCAAACCGGUAUCGUCAUCCGGAGGGCCGUCGCACGCUCCCGCCAUCCGUCGCCAGUCGACCACCGAGGAAAUUCUGAUCGCGCGUGGUUUUCGUCGCCAGUCGACCACCGAGGAGAUGAUACGUUGUCGCAACUUUCGUCGACAGUCGUCGCAGUCGGACGACUGUUGUCGCUAUCGCGGGCGACGCGACUCGUGCGCGCAGAUCACUGACGGCACUCUCGCCACCAUGACCGUUGAGACCACCAGCACCUUCUUCGAUUCCAGCACGCAGACAGAGCCGUCGCCUCUGUACGACAACAACCACUACCACGAGGAAUGCCUGCGCUGCAAUUCGUGCGGCCUGAACCUGACCGGGCCGAACCAGAAGCGCGCACGUCGCUUCAAGAACCACAUCCUGUGUGACCUGCACUUCGCAGACGUCGCCCUCAUGGAGUGCAGCGACUUCAUGCAGCAGCUGCGCAGCUUUAAGCCGCAGUCGCUCGGCUGUGCGGUCGCGCGACGCAAGUCAUCCACCACGCUCAUCUUUCCGCUACCGCCGCAGGCUUGCUCAGAUGAGUUUUGCGAAGAGUUUCCGCACAACCUGAUCCCGACCCCGGGCUACUGGAUCGAGUGCUCGCGCCAGAAGAUCGCCUCGGACACCAUCUGGGAUGAGUCAGAGUCGGAGAGAGAUGAUGAUGGUGGCGGCGGUGGGAGGGGGGAAGGUGACGACGAUGGUGAGAGCAGGACACGUGACCCCCUCCUCGAGGAUGCCGAGGAUGAAGAGGAGGAGGAGGAAGAACCCAGGAAAAAGACGGUGAUUGAAGAGCAGUGGGAGAAAAAUCAGGGCUUCGAGCUGACAUCGGUCGAGCAGGAGACGUACGAAAAGUACUUUUAUGGCACAGAGCACUGGAACUACUUCACCAAUGACGAGGAUCUGGGUCCGGUCAUUCUCAGCAUCAAACAAGAAAUACUCAACGGCAGGGACCAAUUCAGAAUACUGGUGCGUGCUAUCAGCUACACAGUGCACGGCCUUAUUCCAGCGUCGUGUGUUUUUGCCGACCGCUACAACCGAGAGGAAGUGGUCAGAUCUCUCGGCAAAGAAGUUAACAUAAACCCUCCCCUUACCCUAGGACAACUGCCAGAUACUCCCGAGGAGUUGCUCAAAUUAGACCAGGUGUUCAUUAAGUCAGAAUUGAAAGUAGGAGUUAUUUACGUCAAAGAAGGACAAUAUAGUGAGGAAGAAAUUCUGGAUAACAAUGAAAAUAGUCCAUUGUUCACAGAGUUUUUACAGAUUCUUGGUGAUAAAGUCAGAUUAAAAGGCUUUGACAAGUACAAAGGAGGCCUGGACACGGUGCAUGACCUGACCGGCCUCUACUCCGUCUACACCAACUGGAGAAGUAUCGAGAUCAUGUUCCAUGUCUCCACACAGCUGCCUUAUGAAAAACACGAUCCACAAAAGCUGCAAAGGAAGCGACAUAUAGGUAAUGACAUAGUUUGCGUCGUCUUCCUUGAAGCAGACAACACGCCUUUCUCACCAGCCUGCAUCAAGUCGCACUUUCUUCAUACUUUUAUACUAGUUCGAACGAGUCCGAGAAUCAAACGCAAGCCUACCAGAUACGAGGUGUCAGUGGUGACGCGAGACGAGGUGGGCGCGUACAAACCGUAUCUGUGGGAGCAGUCGGUGUUCGACAAGGGCGCAAUGUUCCGUGAGUGGCUGUUGACCAAGAUCGUGAACGGGGAGCGCGCCAGCUACUCUGCGCCCAAGUUCGCACGCAUGCAGGAGCGCACGCGCAGUCAGAUGCUCGAGGACAUUGUUGCCAACCUCGCCAACCAUGCCGAAACCGGACAGAUACCAAAACCUUACAGACGAGGCUCGUGGCGACCGAUCGGCCACAUGCGUCCCUCCAGCCCACUGCUGGACUCAGUGCGUGACCGCUUCGAGGACUACGACCAGCUGGCCAAGGACUUCACGCGCGUCUUCCUCAACUCGGACGAGAAUGUCGCCAUCAACGCCAACCUUUUCGACGUCGUCUUCCUCGUCGGCCAAUCCAAGCAGAAGAUGCGCUUCAUCGGCGUCAGAGCUAUUCUCGGCGUCAGGAGCAGAGUGUUCCAAGAGAUGUUGUACGGCAUCUCGACUGGAUUCGGAUCACCACAAGUGCCAGUGGCUGAGCUGUUGGCACGUGCAGUGCCUAGCCUUCCCAGUCCACAAAAGCCCAAAAGUAGUAAUUUCCUGCAAGUGCCCGAUAUCGAAACUCCUAGACCAAAAAGUGUGCCAAGCUCUCCAAUGGUGAAGAGAGCAUUCUCGAGAUUAGGAACGCUGACGGCCGGGUGGGGCAGAUCCAUAAGGAAGCAGCAUUCGCAGCUCUCUGCCGAUGACAAGAAGAAGUGGGCGUCGUCGCAAGACUGCUCCAACAAAGAAGGAAAGAGCAAGGAUGCACAGGACAAGGCGGCGGCGCCACAGUUGGCCGUACCCAGACUGAGUGUGUGUGCUGACGUGCAGAAGGUCGAUCGCGCCAAGCUAGCUCAAGUUGAGUUUUCUAUAAUAGAGUUUGAUCCUGAGACGUUCAGGAUACUGCUGGAUUACCUGCAUACCAGCUCCUGUCCGCUCACCUGUGCCAAUAUCCCGGGACUGAUUUGUGCUGCCGAGCACUAUGACUUGCCCGAACUCCUACAAGCCUGCUUCCAUCAUGCCAAACAGUUCCUCAGGAUAGAAGUGGUUUGCAUCAUGCUGUGUUCUCUUGAAAACUAUUAUUGGCGCUACACAUCGGCUUCUGAAUUGGUCAAUAUGAUAUUGGCUUUCGUUGAAACCAGAGCUCACCAGCUAUUUGUGACAUCGGACUUCCUGACUCUGUCGGAGUCAAUGGUACAGAUGAUAAUGUGUCGCAACUUGGAGGUGCCAGAGGUGCGCAAGUUCGAGGCGAUGCUCGGCUGGGCUCGCCACCGUAUUCGCACCAAGACCUCGUCUAAGCUCGACGCAAAGGUGGAGUUCAAGUGUAUCAUGGAGCGACUGGCUCGCGACCUCAAACUCUACCGCAUUUCGCCUCAGGAACUCAUCAAGGUGGUACUACCAUCGAAAGCGAUCAAGAACGAACGCAUCCUGGAGACGCUGAUGUUCCAGGCGAACUCUGGAAUGUACCGCAUCCAGGACAGCUACCUGGAGGCGUGUCAGAAGCGACUGCAGAAGCAGGACUCGAGGUUCAGCGAGUUCGAGUCGUUCGACUACGGAAUAUAACACCAGGCCAAGGAGACGUUGACAUAAACCGACGCCAACCAUCCUCUCUUGGCCUACUCUUCUCUCAUGGGAAGAAGGAAGAUUUUGGGCUACCAGCCUUCAGCAUGGAUAUUUUUCAACUUUUAUAACGUGAGGCUUAACUGAAUCAUUGUAGAUGGUUGGCUGCAAUGGAGCGAUAUCAAAGCAAUGAGCAGCCAAGCAAAGUCAAAACAUUUAUCUUGGAUCUUCUAUGCCCACUCAUUAAUGAAUCCCAUGUUAUAAGCAAAAAGCUUUUGGGUAUCAUUUUGGCGAAAAUUGUGAAUCAGUACAAGUCACAAAGAAAUAACGCCUAUCAUCUAGCUAAGAAUUUAGUCAUUCGGUGUUCCAACACUCUUGAGCCCUACAUUGAAGCAAUUUGAUUGAUGGGCGAACGAUAUCAACCGAAUCAGCUGAGUGUGUGCCAGGAAAACUAUGGCAAGUUGAAUGCAACUGGUGUCAUUGUGACCUACAGUACCGGCCAGUAUGCACGGAAAUCGAAUGUUACAUGGAAAAUUUAGGAAAUCCACUACAAAACUUGACCUGACACGAGAUAAUCAUCGGAAAUUUCAACUCACUUGAUACUGUUUCGAGAAGUGUGGACGAACUUUACCGUAUUAAUAUAUUUCACUAAAGAAUCCACUAGAGUUUUUCAAUAAUUUUCUGUCUUAAUGAGGUGAACAGUCUGUCUCCAGUGCAUCCAAACGCACUGCUUCAAAUCACUAUUUUAUCAUGUAUAAUAAUUAUUAAGAAUCUUCUAUAUCAAAUUUAUUAUUGUGCAUUGUUGUUGUAACGUUUUGUGCUACCAAUCGCAUACUUCUUAAAUAAAAGAUUUAUUAAUCCAUUCA